GAGGAGAAGUGUGAGUGUGUAUAUGUGUGUGUAAGUGUGUGUGUGUAUAUGUGUGUAAGUGUGUGUGUGCAGAGGAGCGGUCAGCUGUCAGCACCCAGAGCCGCUUCAGCCCACGAAACCAGCCUCUUCCUCCUCCUCCUCCUCCUCCUCCUCUUCCUCCUCCUCCUCUUCCUCUUCUUCUGCUUCUUCUCAGGAGCUGCAACUCCACAGAAGCGCGCACUUCGACACUGAUUUCACGGGACGCUUGUGAGAAAAGUCCGCGGAGGCUUCUGGGUAUGGACAGACUACAGCUCUGAGACAUAAUCGGAUUUUUUUUCUGCGUCUUCUUUAUUCUGAAUAAUGGAGAGUUGAUGGCUUGAAAGGAAUCGGACUGAAGAGCAGUGCGGCAACAUAAAGAGGAUAAAGCUCUCUGUACAGAGGCAGGGCCUUCUCUUGCCUCAGUCACACGGCUUUAUAUCAUCUAUUGCAAACUCAUCGUACUUACUGCAGAUCAGCUGACAGGGGAGAAUUGUCAUGGCUGCCUAUGGACAGACUCAGUACAGCCCUGCCCUUCAGCCCGCAGGACCAUACACACCUUACACCCAUCACACGCAAGGCUACAGUAUGUCAUCAUACAAUAUUAAAACAGAGGACGGCCUGAGCCACUCUCCGGGGCAGACGGGACUCCUUGGUUACUCAAACUUCAGCAGCACUCCUCCCAGUCAAAGUCUCUACAGCUACUCGCACACACAUGGUGGUGGUAUCUCAUCUGGAAUUUUUCAAGGCACUCAUGCAAUCUCCAGCUCAACCCCGUUUAACCCCACCCAGCAGGACUUUUCAGCAUACUCCAGCUACAGUCAGGGUCAGUACUCACCGUAUUAUAACUCACACUACAACAGCCCCUACCUAACCAGCAGCAACAUCAGUCCUACUGCCAUCACGGCUCCGGUGGCCUAUCAGCACUCGGAGCACCCCGUCAUGUUGCCCAAUCACAGCCCAGAGUCACAUACAGGGGAGUACCACCCACCGCCCAGCCCCCCCACACCAGGUAAAGAGGAGGGGGUCCCCGCACGACGAGGGUCAGAUGGGAAGUUGAGGGGGAGGAAAAGAGUCAAUGACCCUGCCCCCCCUCUGGACUCCGAUAUAGAGCGAGUGUUUAUCUGGGACCUGGAUGAAACCAUCAUCAUUUUCCAUUCGCUCCUCACGGGAACCUUCCCCUCACGAUAUGGCAAGGACUCUUCCAGGGCGGUGUCUCUGGGUUUGUGGAUGGAGGAGAUGAUCUUCAAUCUGGCUGACUCAAAGCUCUUCUUCAAUGACCUAGAGGAAUGCGACCAGGUUCACAUUGAUGACGUGGCAUCAGACGACAACGGCCAGGACCUGAGCACAUACAACUUUGGGACUGAUGGCUUCCAGAGCCCAGCAGGGGCCGGUUCACUGUGCCUGGGGUCGGGGGUCCAUGGAGGAGUGGACUGGAUGAGGAAGCUGGCUUUCCGAUACCGCAGAGUGAAGGAGAUUUACAACACAUACAAAAAUAAUGUCGGGGGUUUACUGGGCAGUCCCAAACGGGAGGAGUGGUUACAGCUCAGAAGAGAGAUGGAAGUUCUGACCGACCUGUGGCUGACUCAAGCACUCAAAGCCCUGGCCCUCAUCAACUCCAGGCCAAACUGUGUGAACGUGCUGGUGACCACCACACAGCUCAUUCCUGCUUUCUCCAAGGUCUUACUGUUUGGACUGGGCUCAGCCUUUCCUAUUGAAAAUAUCUACAGCGCCACAAAGACAGGCAAAGAAAGCUGUUUUGAGCGUAUCUCCCAGAGGUUUGGUCGGAGAGCAGUGUACGUGGUGAUUGGAGAUGGACCUGAAGAGGAGAACGUGGCCAAGAAAAAGAACAUGCCAUUCUGGAGGGUGUCCUGUCGGGCUGAUCUGGAGGCGCUGAGCCAUGCACUGGAGCUUGACUACCUCUAGAGGGCGCCAUCUGUCUCAUUUUCUUUUACUCACAAGAGGCUCCUGAACUCCUCCUGAGUGCAGCUAGUGGGGGGACGUUGCCACUAGAGACUGAUUCAAUUGCAUUUUCAAGGUUUGACGCAAGCGCAUUGAUCCCUAGAGAGUGAGAGAGCACCCAGUGGAUAAUUUCACCCCAAAGCCAAAGAGAAACUGUGAGGACUUGGAUGCAAGGCUGCUGCGUUAUAUCUAUCUAUGACACAAAAACAUGGAGCCAAGAGGGCUGGACCAAAAUCAAAGUAAAAAACAAAAAAAAAUAAAUAAAUAAGGGACCAAAGCUUCAUAACUAACCGCAGGGAAGUAUGGUUAAUACUGCAAAUGCCUUUUUAAACCCCCGUUUUUUCCAGUUCAUCUCAUGUUUUUUUGACUUGUGUCCCACUUUUGUACAUGAAAGAGUGAUGCACUGAAUAGAAAAGAACCUUACAUCCUGUUUAAUGAACAUAGUGUCUGCAUGAUAAAAAAAAAAAAAAAAAAAAAAAAAA
Messenger RNA from Sphaeramia orbicularis (orbiculate cardinalfish), 2459 nucleotides. It is a transcript of the gene eya2, whose product is annotated as EYA transcriptional coactivator and phosphatase 2. Gene Ontology annotation, molecular function: protein tyrosine phosphatase activity. The transcript is spliced from 16 exons. The coding region runs from base 514 to 1941 and encodes 475 amino acids. Lineage: Eukaryota; Metazoa; Chordata; Actinopteri; Kurtiformes; Apogonidae. The record is from RefSeq and is a predicted model, not a curated record. Gene Ontology annotation, biological process: multicellular organism development; positive regulation of DNA repair; cell differentiation. Gene Ontology annotation, cellular component: nucleus.